Messenger RNA from Enterobius vermicularis (human pinworm), 1017 nucleotides. Lineage: Eukaryota; Metazoa; Nematoda; Chromadorea; Rhabditida; Oxyuridae. The record is from the annotation of a GenBank genome assembly.
GAACAAAUUCGAUAUCCUCGUAAAAUUCAGGAACUCGACACUUUAGCUCAUACUGUUUACAAUGCUGGAGUCGAAAUUGAUGCUGAUCAUCCUGGCUUUAAAGAUAAAGAAUAUCGAAAACGUCGUCAAGAACUUGCAGAAAUUGCUUUUAAUUACAGACAGGGGCAAAAAAUACCGAAAGUUAAGUAUACGAAGAACGAAAUCAAAGCUUGGAACGCUGUCUAUGAUGCUCUCGUCAAUAACACAUUGCCCAAACACGCUUGUAAAGAGUACCGCCAAGUGUUCCCGCUAUUCCAGAAGCACUGUGGAUUCCAGCACGACAACAUUCCGCAGUUACAGGAUAUUUCUGAUUAUUUGAAAGCAACAUCCGGUUUUCUUAUUCGUCCAACUGCUGGAAUGCUCAGUUCUCGAGACUUUUUAGCAAGUCUUGCGUUUCGAGUUUUCCGAUGCACACAAUAUAUUCGACAUCACUCAAAGCCUUUAUUCACUCCUGAACCAGAUGCAUGUCACGAAAUUCUUGGUCAUGUUCCAUUGCUGGCUGAUCCUGAUUAUGCACAAUUUUCACAAGAAUUUGGGCUAAUAUCACUGGGUGCACCUGAUCACCUGAUUUCAAAACUUGCUUCUCUUUACUGGUAUACAAUUGAGAACGGUUUAUGCAUGGAGAAUGAAAAGAUGAAAGUUUAUGGCGCUGCUUUGUUAAGUGCGCCUGAUGAGAUUGAGCACUAUUUAUCCGGAAAACCCAAAAUUAGGCAGUUUGAUGCUAAUGUAGUGGCCAACGAGAAAUAUCCGCUUACCGAAAAAAAUUGGCAAUACUUUGUGGUGAAUUCGUUUGAAGAUGCAAAACGAAAUCUUAUGCAGUGGGCAUUACCCACUCGUAAGUGCCAAUUGCGGUAUAAUCCUCAUACGGAGAUUAUUGAAACCUUGGAUAAGUCAGAAAAUGUGAAAAAGUUCACUAGCGAGUUGAAAGGUAAUGUUGAUUCUAGUAAUGAAAAACACUUUUUGCAACGUUUGCAAUAA